AUGUCUUUAAACUACAUCAGAAUCUUCUACGAGGGAUGCGUAAGUGAAUGGCUCAGGCUUGUUCCAGCACUGUCGCACUUCUGUGAGGUCCGAUGUGUGACGCCAUUCUGUGCGUUCGUGUUGCAGCUCAGGCCUCCAACGGUGAUUGGCCAGUUCCACACCUUGUUCUUCGGCUCGGUCCGGAUGUUUUUCUUGGGAGUUCUAGGCUUUGCCGUCUACGGGAAUGAAGCCCUGCACUUCAGCUGUGAUCCGGACCGUCGUGAAGUCAACCUGUUCUGCUACAACCAGUUCCGACCCAUAACACCUCAGGUCUUUUGGGCAUUGCAGUUGGUGACCGUUCUGGUUCCCGGGGCAGUGUUCCACUUAUAUGCUGCAUGUAAAAAUAUUGACCAAGAAGAGAUACUGGAAGGACCCAUCUACACCGUCUUUUACAUCAUUUCUGUUCUUCUGCGCAUCAUUCUGGAGAUCAUCGCUUUCUGGCUGCAGAGCCAUCUCUUUGGCUUCCAGGUUCACUCGCUGUACCCGUGCGAUGCCAGCGCUUUGGAAAAGGCUUUUAAUGUCACUAAGUGCAUGGUACCCGAACACUUUGAAAAGACCAUCUUCCUCAGUGCCAUGUACACCUUCACUGUGAUCACCAUUCUGCUCUGCGUCGCUGAGAUUUUUGAGAUUCUCUUCCGAAGGCUUGGUUACCUCAACAAUCAAUGACACAAAAUCACAUCCACUUUUUCCAGUUUUUAUCAGGCUCUUAGUUAGCUGGACUUUCCUGGUCUAAACGUAUCCGUGGUCCACCAUGAGUACCAGUGGAAGAGCGGAGGAGUCUCACUGUUCGUUGCCCUGAAAUGUUGGGCGACCAUCCAGGGUCGUUUCUUGGAUGUCGGUGGGUGAACGCGGUUCCCCAAGACGUUGAUGAGAGGAUCGAAGAACACGAACCUCCUUUAAAGCUGUUCAAGGUUAAGAGGUUGUAUUUUUGUUGUUUUUUAUAGCUCCAGGGGAAAAAAAACUCCAAAAUUACCUGAAAACAUACCCAGGUUCACCGCCUGGAGAGAUCUUCUCUGGACUUUAUUCAAGAAUAGACUUCCAACAACUGACACAAUAUUUGUUACCCUUGUUCUAUCCUAGGCACUUUAACGUUGGGAGUUGGGUCAUCUAGACCCACUAGACAGUGCUCUGAACCUUUUUUCUUCAAUGA
Oryzias latipes (Japanese medaka) is the source of this 1189-nucleotide messenger RNA. The record is from RefSeq and is a predicted model, not a curated record. Lineage: Eukaryota; Metazoa; Chordata; Actinopteri; Beloniformes; Adrianichthyidae.